UUUUUUUACUUAUUUAGUUGAGAAUACUAGUAGUUUAUGUCUCUUAAAUAUACCACGUCUCAAAUAGAGUCCCAAAUCAAUAGAUUUCUACUCUCAUUCUAACUCAAGAAUCUUGGUGGAAGUGUUAGAAUUGCAGUAGAAAACGAAUUCCUUCCAACACAGUAUAUACACCAGAAAACAACAAUUGCUUGCUUUCAACUGCACUUCAUUAUAAGCAACACCAGAAAGAAAAUAAAUGGACGAGUCAAACAAGUCUUUUGGGGAAAUAGAAGAGAUUUUGGACGAUGUCGAUCAAAGGUUUAAGCAGAUCAAGAAAUUUGGCAUGUUUUACAGUCCACCGUAUGAUCACCACUUCUUGAGGUAUAACAGAAAUUCCAAAAACAUGGUAUCGGGAACUGACUUUUACCAAAGAAUUGAAAAAGAAUGGCUUUUAUUGGGAAACAAUCUUCCUAGUUCCAUUCUUGUCCAGUCUUAUGAAAAGAGGAUUGAUCUUAUGAGGGCAGUCAUAGUUGGUCCUACCGACACGCCUUACGCCCAUGGUCUCUUCUUCUUCGAUAUACUUUUUCCAAGUAACUACCCAGAUUGUCCUCCAAGGCUUCAUUACCUUUCUUAUGAUGUUGACUCGAACCAAUAUUUGGACCCCAAGGGCAAGGUUUCCCUUAGCCUCCUGGAAUGUGGAAGCCCGCUGACUAACUGGUAUUGCAAUGCUCAAGAAAAGUGGAAUCCAUGGAAGUCUAACAUACUGCAAGUGCUCACAGCUAUUCAAACAUCAAUAUUGAGUACCAACCUUUUAAAUCCUAAUGGUGGAGAAGAUUUGCAAGUUUUCCGCAACUCAAAAUGGCUCAAAUACAAGAAAGCCCUCACCUUGACAUGCAAGGGCAUGCUUUAUAUGCUGAGGGAUCCCCCCAUAAACUUCCAUGAUUUUGUAAAGGGAUACUUCAGGACAACGGCUCACUAUAUUCUCCUGAACUACAGGAAACAAAUGGAUGACAGUGACGUCAUGUUUCAACUUUAUCAUGAACUCUACAGGGCUUUCGAACGGAAUGGAACUUAUUGCAAGCACCAUCCUUUGGUAGUGCCAACAGGAGUAGAUCUUCAAGCAGAGGAGAAGACCAACAACAAAGGGUUUUUUAAGGACGUUACAACUAUAUUGAGUAACUUUGUAAGCUGAAAAAACCUGGGCCUUAGGAAAAACAUAGUAGUUAAUAUGGUAUGUGGAUGAGUAGAAUCUAAUUUACAAAAUCAUUCUUUUAUUUUUCAAUGCUAGUGAAAUUUACCUUAUCGGAUCAUCAUGUUUACCCAACCAUUUAUUGUUUGCUCUUCCAAAUGCAGAGCAGUAAGCAUACUGCACAUUUUUCUGAUGGUAAUGAUCACCUUUCACUUAAUACAAUUUCAUACAGCGGAUAGAAAUUCGUUGUCCUAACAGUGUCUUCACCUCACUUAAUGUCCAUUAGGAAAAAAGGAUCAAAUACAUGUUCAGCAUAUAGGUCCAAAGGGAGCAAAGAGGAAUUAAGUUGAAUGAAAGAGCAAUUAUUUUCUCCUUUGGCACUUCAAGUAGUAUGCAGUAUAUCUGUUUCCUUACAUCAUAUUCAGAUCAAAUUGAAACAACCCAACCUGUGUCCAUGAGUGUUGCUUAAAUAGACAACAGACCAGGUACUCACACAAAGUAAAGACAUAACUCUGUAAUAAUUCAAUUUAAUAUAGCAUAUUUAACUUUUUAAAGUUAUUCGCCUAAAAGGUCUUCCGGAAACAGCCUCUCUAGCUCAUCGAGGUAGAGGUAAGGUUUGCGUACACCUUACCCUCCCCAGACCUCACUUAUUGGAUAUUAGUGGGUAUGUUGUUGUUCUUCUAAAGUUAUAAUAUUGAUCCUUUUUACUCUUGUCCUUGGAUUCAUUGCUUCCACAGCGUAAUGAGCUGUAAGGUAAUCCAGUAAUCAGUUCAUGAGACUGAGUACACCUAAUAGUUAACAGUUAGAAGUACUAAGGGUAGUCUUAUGCUUUAUAGUAAAAACCAGAUGCUUAUAAGAAUACAACCACCCAACUGUCCUUUUCAUAAUUUAGGCAGAGAUGCAAUGUGUAAUUACAAAAAAGGAUAGUCAAAGAUACCGAAGCAUACAUUGUGAGGUUUACCUCAUUAUGCCUUUCUGGAUCUUACAAGUUUACAAAACUGUUUAACACCAAAAUUAACCAUUUUCCCCAUAAAGCAAAUUCAUGUAUUUGAAGUUGACUUCCACAGACACUCCAUGGCAUAUUUAACGGGAUUGUUUAC
Capsicum annuum is the source of this 2268-nucleotide messenger RNA. RefSeq names its product probable ubiquitin-conjugating enzyme E2 23. The transcript has a single exon. Lineage: Eukaryota; Viridiplantae; Streptophyta; Magnoliopsida; Solanales; Solanaceae. Bases 236 to 1171 code for a protein of 311 amino acids. Gene Ontology annotation, molecular function: ubiquitin conjugating enzyme activity. The record is from RefSeq and is a predicted model, not a curated record.